Molecule: messenger RNA, 1455 nt
Organism: Penicillium griseofulvum
Lineage: Eukaryota; Fungi; Ascomycota; Eurotiomycetes; Eurotiales; Aspergillaceae
Product: cytochrome P450
Exons: 3
Coding region: 1-1455 (484 amino acids)
Molecular function (GO): oxidoreductase activity, acting on paired donors, with incorporation or reduction of molecular oxygen, reduced flavin or flavoprotein as one donor, and incorporation of one atom of oxygen; heme binding; iron ion binding
Source: RefSeq, a predicted model, not a curated record
AUGGCCAACGAGCUCGGCGAAUGGGUUCGUUAUAUUGAUGCGACGCGGGAGCAGAUCCUCCAGAAUGAUGAGUUGGUACUGUAUCAAGAGCUGGGUCUACGCCCAACGUGGAAUGAGAAUAUCCUGGGUUAUUGGCAUCACAUCACUGCGGACCCGAAGAAUAUACAAGCUAUGCUUGCAACACAGUUCAAGGAUUUUGAACUUGGCCCUUCACGGCAUAACUUGUUCGGUCCGGUUAUUGGAAAGGGUAUUUUCACCACGGAUGGAAAGGAGUGGCAACAUUCUCGCGCCCUACUUCGUCCACAAUUCGCUCGCGGUCAAAUCGCCGAUUUGAAACUCGAGGAACGUCAUGUCCAACACCUUUUGAAUAGGCUCCCAGUUCAGGACAAUUGUUGGACAGAAACUAUCGAUUUAUCGCCCUUGUUUUUCAACCUCACUCUCGACUCUGCCACCGAAUUCCUCUUUGGACACAGUGUCAAUUCCCAGAUUCUUUCAUUGAAAGGAAACAAGGGUCUUGAGCAUGGCACAACUAUAGCGAAUUCCCCACCCAACGGGUUGGCCUUUGGCAAGUCCUUUGACCGAGCCAACACGGUGGUCGUAUUACGAGCUUAUUUGAUGGAUCUGUACUUUCUCUACUCCACUGCAGAAUUUCGAAAAGAUUGUGCAGACAUUCAGGAUUUUGCUCGGUAUUAUGUCGACCGCGCUCUCGCGGAGGACCAACAGUCAAAGACGAACAAAAGCGCCCCAGGCGGCCCCACUGAAUCUGGUUAUGUAUUUCUUCGGGAACUUGUGAAGGAGACAAAGGAUCCCGAAGAGCUUCGGAGUCAGCUUCUCAAUAUACUGUUAGCAGGGAGAGACACAACAGCAGGCCUUCUGGGAUGGACUUUCUAUCUACUAUCUCGUCAUCCGGAGGUUUACGCAAAGCUGCGUACUAUCGUCAUUGAAACAUUUGGGGAAUUCCCUAGUACUACUGCCAUCACUUUUGAGUCUCUAAAAUCAUGUUCCUAUCUGCAACACGUUCUAUCCGAAGUUCUACGACUGCAUCCAGUCGUACCGGAGAAUAGUCGCCGCGCGGUGCGAAACACCACUCUCCCUCGAGGAGGUGGUGCAGAUGGUACAUCGCCAAUCUACAUCCGCGCCGGAGAGGAAGUGACCUACAAUGUGCAUAUCAUGCACCGCCGUCAGGACCUCUGGGGUGAUGAUGCCAACGAAUUUCGGCCUGAGAGGUGGACCACCCGCAGACCGGGAUGGGAAUUUAUACCAUUCAAUGGCGGACCGAGAAUUUGCCUGGGACAGCAGUUUGCCCUGACUGAGGCUGGUUACGUCGUUGUGCGGAUGCUUCAGCGGUUUGACAGAGUGGAGAAUAUGGAUCCGUCGACUGUUGUCAAACAUAAAUACACGACGACCACUGCCCCAGUUCAGACUCUCGUGCAAUUACAUAGCGCAUCUAAAUAG